AAUCUUUUGGCGCGCCGGCGCGCCUUCUGAGCUGAGAAUAAUGUCUGUUACAACUGACAGGUCUAAGUUGGGUUUGAUCGUUUGGCCAUAGUUUGGCUGAAUUCUUGUGAAAAUAAAUCCCAUUUUUAAUAAGUUACUAUUGGUAUCUGCAAAGUGGACUGCAGUGCAUCAUUGACUAAUGAUUGGAAUUAUGAACACCCAAUCUCCAAAGGCCACUGACGGCCAGAACAUGGAUGAGGAUGAUCUCAGCCUCAAGUUGCCGUCCAGUUUUGCUUCAAAGAAUUCAUCACUGAUAACAUCCUUCUUCAAACCCAAAACACCUAAGCAGUCAACUGAAAGUCCUCUAGAUAAUCUCAUACGAGGAGAUGAUGGUGGCUGUCCCAAAACGAGCCAAAGAGAUAUCCCAAGUGAUGAUCCUUCUUGCAGCGAGAUAAAAAAUACCUCAGAAGUGAAUGCGUCUAGUUAUUGUCAAAGGUCAAAGGUCCAUCCCGAGGAAAAGAAACAUGAUGGUGGGCUCCAUGAACCCUGUAUAAAUGCAGCAAAACAGGCAAGCAGUUGCAAAGCCAUUGUACAACAGGACAAGCUCAAAUCCGGUCACACAUGUAAAUCUAAUGAUUCAAAAAGUAGGUUGAAGCAAGAAUGCAAUAAGCCUCUCAAAGCUGCUCAGAUUCAAGGUGUUGACUGCUUUGGAACUAAAAGUGAAAAUAAUGCCACAGGUGACCCCUCAAGAAGUACCAGCAAGGCCAGUGGAUGUGGCAAAUUCUCCAAAAAGCGCAAGAAAAAUGCGGAUCAGGACUCCAGUUCUGAUGACUUUGAAUUUGAUAAAAGGACCAAAAUGGCCAAAAAGGAGCUCCCGGAAGUUGACACUAAGAAAAGAAUAGUGCUGGAUGAAGCUCCGGAGUCUAAGGUCAUGGAAUCAGGUGAACAGGACAGUGAUGCUGCCUCAACUUGCUCCGAUGAUGACAUCUUUGAGGUUGUUGAGCUACCUGGUCACCCAAAAGUAAUCUCGUACCAAGACUUUCUCAACGAAUCCAGGGGGGAGAAUCAAGAUGAAGAAACUGAUCUUGCUGGUCAGUCUGAAAAUAGAAUGAAAAAUAGCAGUGGGAAACCCUUUCAGAAUGAUGCAGAAGUGGCUGCAAAAGACAAGAAAUUGAACCCAAAGAAAUCUGCCCAAGCAGAAAAGAAAACCUCCCAAACUGUCAAGAAGCCAAAGAAGUCUAAUCCAACUACCAAAACUGAGGAUGUGUCUACUGAAACAGUGUUAAGUGCCAUGCAAGAGAAGGCACGUGGUCAGAAGGGAAGAAGAGGAGAACAGAAAUCUGACAAUUGUCUUCCAGAUGACGAUAGCGUGCUUACCAUUUCGUACUCAGACUUUCUUGAAGCCAAAUCUGUUGAUCAGUCAGAAAAAAAACCCUCUCCAUUACCACUCACAAAUCUGAAACAGAAAGUGGUCACCAUUGAAGCCGAGGUGCACUCUCCGCCUUGCAGUAAGCCCCCAAAUUCUGUGAUUUCUCCCAUUACUGUUGAUUUGUGCCAGUCCCCAGAGAACCAGCAGACACCUGUCACAAAGAAGAGGACUUCAAAUGUCGUUGUGAAUGUAUCCGAUCUUGAUCUGAUGAUUAUCAGUACGGAUGAUGCUUCAGCAGCAUUCGAUAACAGGAAGACUAAGACAUUGUAUAGCAUCUUCCAAAAGAAAGGAACCACGGAGAAACUAAAACAAACAGAAUGUAAAGCUCUGAAGGAGGAAGAACCUACCGAGAAAUUCAAAGAUGCCCAUAAAGUAUCUGAUGUUAAACCCAAAUGUGGCAGGCCAAGAAAACAGCUUAAAAGUUUAGAUCUCAAUUCAGAAAUUAAAGCUAAGACUUCAACAAGAGAGGCUGAUGGCAGUUUGAAAGUGCAUCCAAAGACCCAAAACAGCAGACGGGCAAAGAAAACACUGAAGAACAUUUUUGACAGCCAGUGGGCAGAGAAUACUGAAGAGGAGUUUGAAGAAGACAUUACUAAAAAGGGCAAAGAAGCCACAAACAGAAAGAGAGGAAAAGCAAAGAGAUUUGGUAGCAGCAGUGGAGAUCGAGAGGAGUCAAGGGGAUGCAAAAAGACCUCCCAGCUGGUGGACGUGGUUGUCAUGACAUCAACUCCCAAAGCAAAGAUUAUCAAGAAUGUCAAAGCCCAGCAGUUACUGAGGAGAGCCAAAUCUCGACAGAUGAACAAAGCAUCCUCACUCCCAUCACACACCAAAGACAGCAAACGGAAUGCGCAAGGAGCUAAAGGAGCAUCAGAGACGAACUGCAGACUUGACUUGUCGACAUCACAGAGGCCAAAACCUGGAUCAACAGAUCAAGCCAGGAAGCCAAGGGAUCUGACAAAUGUUUUAGGAAGGAGAAUCUCCCCGAAAGAGGUGGCUAAUGAUGGGAUAAAAAAAGAGAAGAUGAAAAAAGGUGUGGCAUCGAGGAAGGCAGUCAUGGAAGAGGUUCAAGAGAGGAAAGCAACCAAAUUGGCACCAAUGUUUACUAAAGAAGGCCGCCUAGCCCUUGCCAAAAAGCAGCAGUCCCUGGAUGGACAGACCAGUCAUACUAGCCCUGUGGUCAUCCUUGACGAAGAUGAAACAAGCCGUGACAGCGUACGCAGUGAUGGCGGAGCCAUCAUGGGAGGAACUUUCAAGCAUACAUAUAUGAGCGAUACGUUUGUGAGAAGCAGGGAUUCUGAGGCGGAGCGAUCUUACCCACCAUUUCCCACUGUCAGUCAUGUUCUUCAGAUGGUUCCAGAGGUUGAAGGAAGCGCGGACUGGUGGAAACUGCCUUCCCCGUGCAGUUAUGGGAAAUUCCUGAUUGCAGAAGGAAAGCGUACAUCAUUCUUUGACAAAAAUUUGAAGACAGUGGAUCGCUUAAUGAGACUUGGAGAAUUUACCAGGUGCUUCCAGGGAGGAGAGAUAACCCUGUUAUUCAAGAACUUUACUGGCCAUCCAGAACUAAGCCAUGACACCCAGAGGUUGAUCUUGGAUCAGAUUAAAUCGGCCAAUCCCCGAUUCCCAGUCAACAGGGUCUUCAAGCGAUAUCUAGCCAAAAGGAAAGGAGAACCGUUGGUACCCAAACCAGCACAAGCACUGGAGGCCAAAAGCAGCCCAAACGCCAACUCCAGUUUCACCAAGCUGAAGGAACAAAAACCUGCUGGUAAACGGAAGUCGGAGGUCACAGAGAGGCAAGGCAACACCAAGAGGAGGAAGCUUACUCAAGAGGGGUCUGCUGAGAACCAGGAGGCUGAGUCUGUCGGGAAGAGUCGGCUCAGGAGACGGAGCAGCAGACAGGUCAUAAAAGAUGAUGAGGAUGAAGAGACAGAGGAUGCAAGGGAACAACCCAAGCUGAGGAGAAGCUCCAGACACUUAGAGCAAGCCAGCAAGAAGGAGGGUGGAGUCACAGACCCUAAAGAGGGGAGGACACAAAGGAUGAAACCCGCAGCCAAGGCGGAGGCGGAGAAAGAUGGAAAGAAAGAAGGGCUCAAAGCAGAAGCUGCCAAGAUUGUGGAGACUAAGGCUGAGAAACUCGCCAGUUUACCAUGGACAGAGAAAUACCAACCUGUUUCGAGUGCCGAGGUUAUCGGGAAUGCACAGGCUAUGAGACGGCUAACUGGGUGGCUGACAGAAUGGAAGAAGAAAACGGCAAGGAUCAAGAAAAAAAUGAAGAGGCAACAAGGGCAGCAUCAGAACAAGACACUGUCAGCCUUGCCACUCGAAGAAAGUGACAGUGACUUUGACCUGGGAAGUGAGAGUGACAACAGUGACAGUGAAGAUGACGAUGACUCCCUGAGUAACGCCAUGCUCAUCAUUGGGCCCUGUGGUUGUGGCAAGACAGCUGCUGUGUAUGCUUGUGCUAAGGAACUUGGCUUCAAGGUAUUUGAGGUGAACGCAUCAUCUAAACGCACCGGUAAGCAGAUACUGGCUGACCUCGGAGAGGCCACCCAGUCACACCACCUGUCUGCGCAUGACCAUGGCAACAGCAGCGGCGCCCUCAAGAGCUUCUUCCCUGCCAAGUCUCCUCCAAAGUCUUCGACCAAGCCAGAGGCAAAAAAGAUGCCCAUCCCAAAAGCCUUUGCGGCAUUUUACAAAGCUGGAGCAAAUGCAGCAGCAGCCAAGCCGGGUAGGAAGAAGGUCAAAGCUCCUCCCAAAAAGAAUACCCCAAAAUCUGAGGUCCAUCAGGUUAAAUCCAGGACCCUCAGCACCUCCCGGCUGCAGCAGUCUUCCGCAGUUGUGUCUGGUGGACAUAAGGAUAGUACAGCAGUGCAGAGGUUGACCAGUACCUCACUUAUUCUGUUUGAGGAUGUUGAUGUUGUUUUUGAGGAGGACAAAGGUUUCCUGUCUGCCAUUGCCACCUUCCUGAAGACCACCAAGAGACCAAUUGUACUCACCACCUCAGAUAGCAGCUUUCCUGAUAUGUUUGAGGAGCGAUACGAAAUGGUGACAUUCCGUAAACCGCCCUCUUUGCAGCUAACCACCCAUCUUCAGCUGCUGUGCCUGGCAGAGAAUGUCUGUGCGUCCCAUGCUGACCUCCACCGUCUUGUGUUGCUCCUCAACAGCGAUGUCAGACGCUGCUGGCUGGCUGGACAGUUCUGGGUAAACUCGGGAGCUGCACAGGAAUCAAGAACUGGGGAGUUGGGAAUUUUGAAUCAAGCAAAACUGGAGAGUAAAGCUCCAGGCGAUAGGCAAAACAUGGAAAGAAGUGCAGCAGUUCUCGGCCGUCGUUGUGGGGAGGUGGAAAGUGGAGAUUGUUUGGCAGAAAAUGAUGGUCAUGCACAACUGAGAAUGCAUAACAAUUGUUUUGAGAGCACUUUGGGAUUGUGCAAUCUGUCCGAAGACAGGAGUGGUGUUUCAUCAGUGCUAAUGGGGCAAGGAAGAGAUGGACCCUGCCUUCACACAAGAUCCACAAUUACUGAAAGAUUCCAGGAAGAAAACGACACAUCUGUGUACUUCAGAAAUAUUCACACUUUACUGCCUCCAGUAAGUUUAAGGGAUAAUGGUUGUGCAAAUCAGGAAAGUUCAAUUGACCAGUCACAGUCAGAGUUGAGAGCACAGAGCACCAAUGGCAGAACUGCUCGGUUAACCCACAGAUUAGUCACCUCACUGGCUGCAUUUGCAGACGACAUCUCCUUCUUUGACGCUCACACACUCUCCCCUCGGCAUGAUGGGAAGGGUCGAGGUGACAGUGGCUGGUGGGGUGCAAAGGUCAAACCUACACUUUCACUGGAUCCUACAGAGUCAGAUGUUAAUUAUGUAAUGGAAGACAGCAGGUUAUCCAUCAGGGGUCUCCUGGAAGCAGCCAGUUUUAGCCGUUGCCAUAGCAACUAUGACAGAUCAGUCAACCAAAUCAAUCAGUUGCUGCGAGACGAUGUUAUCCAUGGCAGUGUCCAAGAACAAAAGACAACAGUGAUUGAAAACCCAGCCGAGAUUGAGCCAAGGUUGGGUCAAGAUUGCCUUAAGCUCCAUCAAGAUGAUUGUACAAAAUGUCCGGAACUUUACUCGACAUUGGUCAACAAACUACCUCUGUCCAUGCGCUGUAAUCACAGAGUUUUGGCCACUGAAUAUCUGCCGACACUACGAUGCAUCUGUAGAUCAGAGCAGAUAAGAGAGGAAAUGAAGAUCAAACGAAGAUUCCUGCACUACCUCGACUCCAUCUCCCUGAAUCUCAAGACGACAGACCACAUCUCCCUUUGCUCAAUCAUGGAAAUGAAGCAGCCGACAAGAGAAGAUAAUAAAUCAAAUGAAAACUGUGACGUAGCAUGUGAAUCAUGAUCAAGGUUGAUCCAGAGCCUCCUGAAACACAUUUCAAUUGUAAAUGGAUUUGUCUCAUUUGAGCACGCACUUUAAGUGGUCACAACUAACCAUGUCAAAUACGGAAGACAAAAAUUUUCAUUUGACGCCAAAGACAGUCUGGAUGAUUGUCAAGCAUUGGAGCCUCAGUGCUGCAAAGCUUGCAGAGCUAUGUAAAGCAGCCAUUUUUGCCCCCAAUCUAGUCACACAUUAGGCAAUUUAAAUUCUCCAAAAAAAUUUCCUGCAGAAAUACAUGCCGAGUGACAUCAAAGCUGUCGCAAAAGAAACACAUUUCCUGUUGUGCUAGAGUUUGUCCCUUUCACAGGGAUGUGAGAUGUCUGCCCCGGUGAGUGGUCUUGUUAAUAUUGACAGUGUUUGUUCACAGGCAGGAAGGAGAGUACAUGCAUAUGGGAAAACAAGAUAGAUUGGAUGUUUUUCAACUCUGUCCAAAAUGAGAUUUCAUUGUGAGGUUUAAUCAGGAUCGUCUGAGGAGAGAAUGCACCAUUCUUGAAGUUUGUUCUAUAGUAAUACAUAAUCCUGUUUGAUAAAAUGAAGUUUUUCCACCGUUGAUUAGAAGAUCAGUGUUUGCACUUUGAAAUUGGUUGUAAUUAAAUUGAGACUUUGAAAAGGUUAUAUUUUUAACAAAAUUUUACUGUGCAUGCUUGCUAUAAAUUAAAUAAAUAUGAAACAAAAGUCAAAAAGUACAUGUAGUUAAUUUUCUGUUAUUAGUAAUGCAUUGAAAGGUUCAAAUAAGAAAUUUGUAUGUAAUAAUCAAAACUUUGGGGGAGAUGAGUAGAUGGGAAUCUGUGCUUUCAAAUUCUUUCCCUGAAACAACUGAGUAGCAAUUUCAUGUAGUGUUUCAUGACAGUAUUUCAAUGUGUGCCAACAGUAUCUGAUCUUUGAUUCAACCCCAAGCAACUCGGACCCAAAAAUUAAAAUGAAUUUGUUUCUUGAUGAAGA
Acanthaster planci (crown-of-thorns starfish) is the source of this 6760-nucleotide messenger RNA. RefSeq names its product ATPase family AAA domain containing 5 (gene atad5). Lineage: Eukaryota; Metazoa; Echinodermata; Asteroidea; Valvatida; Acanthasteridae. Gene Ontology annotation, cellular component: nucleus. The record is from RefSeq and is a predicted model, not a curated record. Gene Ontology annotation, molecular function: DNA binding; ATP hydrolysis activity; ATP binding.